UGUUCGACGCGUGUUCGCUGUGUACGGGUCACUUCGCAGCAGGAUCCCCAGGAACCGUCCCGUGGUGGUGGUGAUUUCGCAGACGGGCGCCAGCACGUGUUCGCAGCCGAGAAAAGUUUCGGUCCAUUAGUGUCGGUUUUUCGCGGAAAAACGGGAAAAAGUUUUGGGCAGUUCAUCGAACGCGGAGUGUUUCGCACUGCUGAGAGCUGCCGUUUCUCGUAGCAAUCGCAGCAACCGUGUAGGCUCUCUGUGCACCGCCGUCUAGCCAUCUGUCUCGUGGUUAUCCGAAACGCGCGGAUAAAUCAUCGAAGGCGGCGUAGGUUAGGUGCUUUAACCUUCGAAAUUACCGUAGCUUUUGGAGCUCCCCACUCGCGGUGACCGUUUGAAUGGUGUAAGAAAAAACCAGUUCCUGGCCAAGAUUCACCAAACCCGAAAAUAAAUACUCGAACGGGGCGUUCCAAGUGCGGACAAAUCCACGCACGCACACACGCGCCAAGCCAGCCGUUUGGUUCCGAGUGCGAUUUUGAGCGUUGCCCGAGAGCGCCACACAUUUCGGCGAUUACGACAUCCCGUGGAUCGACCUUCAAUCGCCUUCGCAGCCAGCCGGCCAGCCGAGAGGUGGAACUGGGCCAAACAAUCCAACCAUAAAAUAGCCUCCUCUGUACGAUCGUUCCAGCUUCCAGUCAUCACAUUUGAAGGCGCGGCGGCAGCAGCAGCCCGGUGCCAGUUGUGGAAUCUGUUGCGGAACCCCACCGGGUGACGACACGGUGUUGUGGUCGGCCCGAGAGCUGAAGGUGCUAAUUUGUGGGUUAAUCAUUUGCUUUGAACCGCGCACGGGACAACGACACGAGCGCGUCGUGUUUCGGCACCGCAAACCGAGCGCUGUUCCGAAAUUCGAGUGGUUAGAAAGCAUCGUGAUCGUGCGGCGGCGGAUUCUAGAAAGCGGCCAAGGAGGGAUUCCGAAACCCGAAAACUUAUGAAUGUACGGACAGGUCCACCGCGAUAGUUAGAAACCCUAUAACCCUAAUCCGCGUCCUUGGCUGCUGUGACCGGUGAUCAGAGUGAGUGAAACGAGAUUCGUCCCAACGGAGUAGGCCUUAGCCCAACGGAGCAGCAUCGCUGUUGGGUCGUAGUUUUUAGUGUACACUGUGCCGCCGUUUAAGGCGAACCAAGCAGAAGCUGUUUAAGUAUUCCGGAGAGCGGAUUUACUGUGAGACGUGCCGUGUUCGUGCAGGAUACAUACUCUACGUAAGCAGCAAAAAUGACGCUGGCCGAGUUCCUUAAUCCGUCGCCGGAGCAGGUGGACGAGCUGCGGCAACUUUUCAAAGAAAAGCUAGUCAAAGACGCAGCCAAGAUCCCAGCUGGUGGAUUCCAUGAGCACGACAUGAAAUGGGUGUUCGAAGGUGACGGAUGGUUGAUAAAGUUUCUUGAGAACAACGACAUCAUCAUGAAAGACUCCUUGAAGCAGCUCUGGGAAACGAUGGAAUGGAGAAAAACAUCUGGCAUCAAUGAGAUACGAGAAGACAACAUCCGCAUGGAGUACGUCAACGAUGGACUGAUGUUUCCGCGUGGUCGCGAUUUGGACGGAAAGACGGUGUUUAUCUUCAAAUCGAAACUCUAUGUUCGGGGGUCACGUAAUUUGGACGAUUUGAAGAAGUGCUUCCUGUACUGGAUCGAGCGGAUAAUUCGCGAAGCAAACGAUGAUCUCGUGACGAUCGUGUUCGAUCUCACCGACGCAGGCUUAAGCAACGUAGAUAUGGAUUACACGAAGUACAUCAUAAAUACGUUGAAAAACUAUUACCCAUGUUCGCUCAACUACAUCCUCAUAUUCGACUUGCCAUGGAUAUUAAACGCCACAUUUCAAAUUAUAAAAAAGCUUCUACCUGCCAAAGCCGUCGAUAGGCUGCGAAACAUUAACAGCAAAAACAUUCGCGAGUACAUUGACGAGGACAACAUGCAAAAGUGUUGGGGUGGCAAAGAUGAGUACGUGUUUUCGUUUGUACCGGAAAGUCGGAAACCGAUCGGAUCGAUGGAGCUCCAAUUGAACCACAAUAACAACAAUGGAAUGACGAACGGGUUCAUGUCCAAAAAGGUGCAUUUCGCGAACCUCAGCCCACCGGAAUCGCCAAUGAACGAAUCAGCCACCAACAGUUUCCCAGAGCAUAACGACGGCGAAAUGCUGCGGAUAAAGCCACAGAACAACAUCAUAUUUGCCAAAUCGGGCAACGAACUAGUCGGAUCGGUGGAAAUUACCAACGUAGACAGCCGGGCUGUUUCGUACAAGGUUAAAACAACGGCACCGGAGAAGUUUCGUGUGCGGCCAAGCACGGGAGUGUUGCUGCCCUCUGCCAGCGUCACAAUAAACGUGGCACUGCAACAUGGCCACCAAGUGAGCGCGAUCAACCGGGAGAAGUUCCUGGUGAUGUGUAUGGGGAUUUCGAACGAGCUGUCCAACAACCCGCCGGAACUGGCUGAGCUAUGGAAGAACACUUCUGCCAAGAGUGCUUCCGUGGAGCAGCACCGACUCAAAUGUGCGCUACCGGUUAACUACGACGAAAGCGGUCUGGAGGCCAUGUUUGCCAGCACCGGAACUGGCCACGGCACCGAGCAGUAUGGUGGUCCGACGUCGUCGGUGUAUGGCUCGGGUGGUGUUCGGGGUGACAACCAAAUGCAUCUACAGCAAACAAUUUCGCACCUGAGCGAGGCAACGCACCGGCUCGAGGGACAGGUGCGGUUUAACCAGAAGCUGCAGUGGAUCAUCCUGUUCAUGUUCCUGCUGCUCUCGGUGGCCAUUGCGUACAUACUGAAGGUGGAAGUCAAAGCCAAUGCAGCCGCUGCACAUUGUGACAGUAUGGAGCACCACUAGGGCGCCGCCGUUACGUUAGGCCACUCUCGAAGGGCGUUCGAUCGCUUUAACCGUCGGUAUGCGGUGCUGGUGCCAGUUCGUUUCAUUCCUGUUUUUCCCCGUUAUGCGAAGCUUCUUUUGUUUCCGCUCUACCGCCUAAAAGGAUGCGGGGAGUCCCAGUUGCCCGGGGAACCGAGCCGACCGAACCAACCGAGCUUUGUAGUCAUCCUUUCCCUUUGCCGUUACUUUUGUCCCGCCUGUGUUUUGGUAAUCCCUUUCCUUUUCCCAACCCUCACGGGGGGAUUUUAUUGUGUAAUUAUUUAUUAGGUGAUCGUUAGGUUAAAUGCAUUUGGUUCCGUGUA
Messenger RNA from Anopheles bellator, 3207 nucleotides. RefSeq names its product motile sperm domain-containing protein 2-like. NCBI's taxonomy places the organism in Eukaryota, Metazoa, Arthropoda, Insecta, Diptera, Culicidae. The record is from RefSeq and is a predicted model, not a curated record. The transcript has 8 exons. The coding region runs from base 1262 to 2866 and encodes 534 amino acids.